Malassezia japonica is the source of this 1824-nucleotide messenger RNA. RefSeq names its product autophagy protein 13 (gene ATG13). The record is from RefSeq and is a predicted model, not a curated record. Gene Ontology annotation, biological process: protein localization to phagophore assembly site; mitophagy; autophagosome assembly. The transcript is spliced from 2 exons. The coding region runs from base 1 to 1824 and encodes 607 amino acids. NCBI's taxonomy places the organism in Eukaryota, Fungi, Basidiomycota, Malasseziomycetes, Malasseziales, Malasseziaceae. Gene Ontology annotation, cellular component: phagophore assembly site; cytosol; Atg1/ULK1 kinase complex.
AUGGCGGUGAUGCGAGGGAGCGCGGCGGAGGGCGGGCACGCGUCCAAGCUCAAUACGGUGCUCUACCACUUUUAUGCUAAGACGGUGGCGGUCGCGGCAGAGAGCCGCACGGCCACGUCGUCAAGCGCCGCGCGGAGCAACAAAUGGUUCUCGCUCAGCAUGGCGGAUAUCGACCCCUAUCGCGAGUCGCUGCGGCCGUGGCGCAUGAUGAGCGAGGCGCCGAUACCGAUGGUCGUAGACGUCCGCCUGCACACGUCGCGCCUCGCGCCCGACCAGGUCGUCGUUGGCUGCGCGCCUGGCGCCGCAGGCACACGCACCGUGGAACUGGGCGGCGGCGCCACGCCGCCGAUCCUCCUCGAGCGCUGGACGAUCGCGAUGCAGUACGUAUUGAUGCUCACCAGACCCGACCGCCACGACGUGCGCCUCCCCGCCGUGUACAAGCGGGCGAUUGUGCACUUUCGCGCACUGUACGCACUGGCGCGCGCGCUGCCUGCGUACGCCUUGUGCCGCAAGAUCCAAAAGGGCGAGGUCGACUGCCUGAACAUUGAGAUCGCCGUCCACUCGAACGCGUCCCUCGAUGACCUCGGCGAGGCCAAGUCGUGGGCGCUCGAAGGCGUCGCCACGCCGAACGGCACGCUGGCCUGCCAUGUGCACUACAAAGCCUGCAGCGAGCUGCGCGUCGAGACGCGGGGGAACGCCGCGGCGUGCAAGGACGUAACGCUGCCCACGCCGCCGAGCGCGUCGACCCGCGCACGCUCGCGCACGCUCGGCACGAGUCCGUCCCGCGUGACGGAGCCUGCGUUUGCCGCGCCGUCGCGGCAGCGUGGCGAGGCGCGUGCGUCGCUGCGCAUCCCAAGUGAGUCGGCCAUCGGCUCUCCGUCGCCGCUCAUGCGCUGCAUGUGGUCGGCGAAAGAAGGCACCAGUCCGCAGAACCAGCCGCUUCGCCGGCGCCUCUCGAUCUCGACCGAGCAGGCGUCGCCCGAAGGGCUCCGCUCGCUCUUUCAGACCUACACGGCGCCACGCGCGCAGCUCGGCAUGUCGCCGAGCUCGCUGUGGUCGCUGCGCACGCCGCCCCAAGGCGGCUUUGAUCUGUACAUGCGGCGGCGUGCCGAGGCCUCGCCCUCGAGCUCGCUGCAAGGCAUCAGCGAAGGCGCGUCCGGCGCCGCGCAGCCGCAGCGCAUCCAGCGGUACGCGCGGCAGCCGUCCUACCGCCAGCGCGAGUACUCGCGCUCGCUCGGCGGCGCGGGCGACGACACGCCCGGCUCGGCGCGCAGCUGGUCGCAGCGCCUCGAGCACCGGCGCAUGAUGGAGCGCGGCGCCGCGCGCGAGAGUGUCGGCUCGCUCCCCCGCUCGCAGCUCAGCGCGAGUCCCGGGGCGUCGCGGCUCUUUACGCACACCGCGCCGAGCCACAAUGCCGCGUUUGCCCUGACCAAGCCCCGCGCGCCGGCUGCCAACGACGAUUUGAUGGAGCUGGUCCAGAUGCUCGAUGCGCCGCCCGCGCUGCACGAGCUGCCCGAGCGGCGGUCGCUGGGCCGGUCGCCCUCCUCGAUGCCCCUCACCCCGCGCAGUUCCCUUGGAGCGCCGGCCGAAAAAGGCGACAUUGACGACGUGCUGGCGAAGCUGGCCGCGUCGGUGAAGCUCAAUGCGAUGGACGAGGCGUUCGGCGGGCGCCCCGAGCCCCCCCGCACGCUCCCCCGCCCGAUCCGCAUCCAGUCACGCCCACCGAUGGAUACGCAUCUCGACCAGGACACGGGCCCGCUUGACCUGGCCUUUGAGGCGAGCGACGUGCCGCUGUACGAUGCGCGCGGUGGAAAAUAUAUGUAA